Magallana angulata is the source of this 7799-nucleotide messenger RNA. Its product is annotated as helicase with zinc finger domain 2-like. Bases 188 to 6271 code for a protein of 2027 amino acids. The record is from RefSeq and is a predicted model, not a curated record. Lineage: Eukaryota; Metazoa; Mollusca; Bivalvia; Ostreida; Ostreidae. Gene Ontology annotation, molecular function: 5'-3' DNA helicase activity; RNA binding; RNA nuclease activity. The transcript is spliced from 20 exons.
GUUGAGAUACGAGGCUGUAUAUAUUUAGGAGGUCUAUUGUAGUCUCCUGUACUGUGAUGAAAACGUAGAAAUUCAUAAGGAUGUAUUUAAUUUUUUAUUGACUAGUGUAUAUUUAAGACAGCCAAUGAUAAUUCAGGAGCAAAUCUUAGACUAAAUAUAGGAAUUAACCCAUUUCCAACGCGAUAAAAUGGAACUCGAUGACAACUGGCUAAUUUUUUUCCAAGCUGGUCUUGUCCAUAUUCAAGAGAAAAAUGACACAGAGCAAGCUUUGGCAUACGCGUGGCAGUUGUACAGUUCUGGUGAGAAAUACUACAGUGAACUUGAGGAGGAAGAUACUGCACUUAAUAUCUACAGACAUUGUUCGAUUUUGUUGAACCUGAUAAAUGACAAGGGGAGAAAUGAUCCAUUUUUGAGGACGAAGUGUUUCUACAGAGAGAAACUACUCUCAUCCCAACCGAUAGACCCAUCAUGUGUUUGGAUCCCGUUUCUCUUCGAUCCUGACAUCAUCCUUGUGAAGAAAAUUAAACUUUUAAGGGACAUAUCAACAAUGAUCGAUGAAUAUUCAGACCUGGAACACAUCAAUGUUUGGCCAUGUAGGCUAGAGAUAAAGAUUUCUUACGAAAAUCUUUUGGUUUUCUACAGAGAACACCUUAGCAGCAUCGAUUUUAUAAACAGAGAGCGAUUCAAUUAUUUUAUUCAAAGCGGUUGGAAGCUAUUGGAAAAGAACCACACACAGUUGGUUUGCCGAAUGUGUCAAAGUAUCAGUCGCAGUUUUGAUCAACUCCCCAAAACACAGUCAUUGGAACUAUCAAAGCUUUGGGCUGAUGCACUGGAGAAGGACGGACACAUAGAACUGGCCAUCAAAAAAGCACAAGAGGCAAAUGACAAAGAUUUGGUGGCAAGAUUGAAUGAAGAACUGGAAGAUUUAAAAAGUGACAGUGAACCAGAUGAGGAGUGGAUCAGGGGUACUUUAGCAGAACACGUUACUCAGUCACUAGAACAGGCCAAAGAAAGGGAAAAAUUGCCAAAAAAGAAAAGGAGAAGUAGACCAAAAUGGAAACAUAAUGACGAACAUCUUGAUCAAUCCACCACUGUUCAUUCUGUAAUUGCUGAUGUCACCAGUCACAUUACAAAUUGGAAAGAUGUUACUGAAUUUGAUUUGCCCGUUUAUAAACCAAGAAGAAAACGAAAGCCAUGUCAAUUAAAAAGUCAACAGCAGAAACAAGAUCAACCUCUCUUACGGUCAAAGGUUGCUAGAUCGAUUAACAAAAAAGCACCAAGUACUGAAGAUAAAUUCGACCAACUACCAUCUGAAUUACCAGCGGGAUACAGUUCUGGUGAUGAGUCUUCUUCUGACGAUGAUUUUUUUUCCAUGGACGAAGAUGAGCAAAAACUUUUCGAACCACUGGAUGGCAAAACAUUUUACGAAGAUUCCUGCAAAGUUUACAACACACAGGGGCAAUCACAAAAUAUCGACGAUUGCCUGUUGACAAACGGUCUAGCUUUAUCCGACGAGUGUGUAUCGGGAAUGACAUUCAAAGCUAAGAGUAUAUACGACGAAAUGCGUAGUCCAGAUGAAUGCAUGGAUCUGUGUAAAAAAAAUCCUGAAAGAUACAGACUGUGUAGAGUCGAAAUUUUCAAUUCACAUAAAGCAGUUUGUCGAACCGUAAAUGAUAACAUUGAAAUUGAAAUUUCAGGAAGAUCAAAAUGCGGAAAGGUUUUUAAUCAAGACGAAGUUGUAGUUGAAAUAUUUGAAUAUAGAAAACCGUUACACAAGACACAAAGUCAAUCUGCUGAAGAUAAUAAGGUUUACGGAAAAGUCAUUGGGCAAAUCAAAACAAAUGAAAAUCGUCCUAAACAUCCCGUUCUGGUUUGCACUCUGGAUCAUUUUUGUAUGUAUCACAUGAAGCCAUUAUGCAAAACUGUUCCAAAAAUACAUAUCCUGAGCAAAAAACGCGAUAAAGAGUCUCAAGUUGAAAUAUAUGAAUAUACAAAACAAACAAAAAAACUUACUUUUGAUCGAUUGAAAACAAUAGACCAAUCAAAACGUGGGGAGUACUUAUUUCUCGUGUGUUUUAUCUCAUGGAAUGGGAUGUAUCCUCUCGGAGCAGUAAUUGGUGUCUUUGAUGGAAAGAGGGAUAUUCAAACGUCCAUCAGGCUUGUUUGUCUUCGGAAUAACGUGUCUGUAUUGUAUAAAGAAAACACAGUCCGGGAAACAGAAAAACUAUUAUCAUCGCAAAUGCCAGACCAAAAUGAUGAACAAAAUAGAGAAGAUUAUUCAGAUAGUUUAAAUGUGUUUACUAUUGAUGGGAAUGACACAAAAGAUUUAGAUGAUGCAAUUAGCGUGCAGAUAAUUUCAGAAAACGAAUUUGAAGUAGGUAUUCAUAUAUCUGACGUCGGUAGUUGUAUUAAAAAGGAUGACCCUAUCGAUGUGGAAGCGAAAGAGAGGUCAACAACAUAUUAUCCAGGUGAAGGCUGUCCGCCAUACCACAUGCUUCCUGAGCCCAUAGGAACGGAUAUGUGUAGUCUACUUCCUGGUCAAAAACGAAAGGCUUUGUCAAUUUUUUAUAAAAUUGACAUUCUUGGAAAAAUUUUGGAUUACAAAAUAAAACCUACUCUCAUCAAGUCCCGAACGCGCCUCACCUAUCGCAAAGCCCAAGAAAUAUUAUCAUCAGAGAAUGAUAACAUCGAUCUAAGGAAAGAACUAUGUUAUCUACGAGAUAUUUCUAGAAUAUUUCGAUCAGAGCGCCUGGGAAACAAAGUUUUUUCUUUUCCGUUCGAACCAUUCAAUACCAGCAGCGAAUCAUAUUUUCAGUCUCUUGAUGCACAUCAUAUAGUGGAAGAACUUAUGAUCCUUGUAAACAAAACGGUUGGACAAGACUUAAUUAAGGCGUUUCCGGAUUGCAUUCCACUUCGCGUUCAGCCUGCGCCAUCUGCAUGCAAAAUUCGGGAAUGGUUACAACAAUAUCCUGUUAUUGGCCAUUUUAUUCUUUCCCUUCAGCAACAAAAUCUACCAACAAAUAACAAUUUGGCAUUUGAAAAUGUUCUUGACGGUCAAAAUUCCAAGCAGCUACAAAUUCAAAAAUACGUAUGGAAGAAAAUCGAAUCAGAUUUUAGAACAGAAGAAUAUCAAAAUGUUGAAAGAUGGAUUGGUACUGAUCAGUUUCAUCCACAGCAAGCAAUGGCUUAUGACUCUUGGAUAUCAUUUCAAGAAACGUCAUCAUAUCAAUGUUCAGGAGCGUCUCAUGACAAAACCCACUAUUCUUUGGGUAUUUAUCCGUACCUCCAUUUUACAUCUCCAAUUCGGCGUUAUGCUGAUUUGAUAGUAAACAGGCUUGUUCAUGCCAUGAUUGAUGAUGAGAAAUCGCCUUACAAUAAGAAAGAGAUGGAAAUGAUUUGUAGAAAAAUCAAUAGUCAAUCUCGAGCAUUUAAAAAACAAUGUCGUCUUCUGCAUUUAGCACGAAAACUUCAAAACCAACCGAUAAUGUUUCACAGCCUUUUGAAUUCAACAACAGACAAUGCUAUGUCUUUGUGCUUUCCAGGAUUAAAAGAGUUGUCAAAAUCCUCUGGUCAAAUUCAAUUCAGUUCUCUGAAGUUGAAGUCAAAACCGUAUUUCGAAGAGAGCAAGAAUACAGAUGUGUUGUUCACCUUAUCUUGGGUACAACGUUUAUAUUCUCCCUACGCAUAUGCAUCUUUUCCAGGGGGCACAGUCUCUAGAAGAGAACCAGUAAAAUUAGAUCCCCACCAAAGAGUCAUUUUUCUUUCUCUCGAAAAGUGGAAAAAAUUAUUGGAUUAUUUGGUCAAUAGAAACAUCAAAUUUUUAGACAUAGACAUAUUUGAGAAAGAAACUCUCGUCAAAUGUCGCGAAUGUGUAGGGACACACACUGAUGUGACAUCUGAAUCAAAAGAUGGUAUCAUAAAAAAAUUACAAUCGGAGUUUAGUUUGACAUUUAGUAAAGGUCAAAUAAUUUCAGUACAGAUGGGGUGUGAAAAGAAAGGAGGGUUACCAGUACCAGAAAUUCAAAUGUUAGAAUUAACGAACAACGUCAAAUGUUGUAUUCAACACAUGUCAGACCCUGUGAGAUGUUUUGCUGUAUAUUCAAAUGUACAUGCAGGCAACAGGAGAAUGACAUCGUCAGAAUAUAUUCAAAGAUGGUUAAAGAUAUUCCGCAUGGAAUCCGCGACAAAUGCCGCAAAAUCGACGUCAAUUAUUAUCAAUGACUUGCGAGUAAAUUUUCAAAAUGGAGAGAGAUAUGAUGGCAGUUUCGUACUUCUAAAAACAUUCUGCAUGGAAAGAGACAUAUAUAUAGAGUAUGCUUGGAAUGAUGAAAAAAAAGAUGACAAGGAAAGAAUUAUUUCAUUUCAAACAGAUUUUUUAUGCAUUCGUUGUGACAUGGUCAAAGAAGUUCCAUCAAAAUCCAAAGCUGGAUGUCCCCCAAACGAACGAUGGAUAUGGAUUGGUCAUGGUGAAACGAAAUGUUUUCAGAUUGGAAAAGAAAAUGAAAAUAUCAAAGUUCAUUUUAAUUUGCACAAAGAUGCUUGUACGCCCACAGCUUCAAUGUUCGAUCAGUCUGCCAUAGACAAAUUGACUUGUACUGUUGAAAUACUUCCAAUGGCAGAUGCUGACAAACACAUAGAAAAGGCUCUUGCUGGAUUGGAUAAGGCUACACCACUUGCAAGGUCGAUAGCCCUUAAAGAAAAACGUCCCAGCCUUGACGAAACCCACUGCAGAUUAGCUCGACAAAUAGGCUAUGAUGUUAAGAGUAAAGAUAUGCAGCCUAACAACGAAAAACAAUCAGAAGCUAUCAAGAAGGCCCUUGCGUCUAGAUUUUCACUCAUCCAAGGUCCGCCAGGAACAGGGAAGACUCUUACUGGCAUUAAGCUUAUAAUACUGUUUAACCGAAUCAAUCUCAAGCACCGAGAGGAAGGCGGUGACCACAAACAAGUCGUGUACUGUGGACCCUCGAACAAAUCGGUUGAUCUGGUAGCAAAAUGGAUGAAAACACAUAUUCCCGAUAUUUGUCCAAAAAUAGUAAGAAUGUAUGGGAACUCAAUGGAAAAUAUGAUAUACCCUAUACCAAACCGAGAAUACAUCAAUCAGCGUUCUUGUAAAGACAAUCGACCUGAUUCGGACUUAAAUGAGAUAUCCCUUCAUACCUUAAUACGAAAGAAAGGAAAGCCAUAUGCUGAGAGGCUAGCAAUGUUUGAAAAGCAAUUUAAAAAUUCACCUGAUGACAUUGCAACGGAAGAUAUACUUAAGUACAAGAAGGCUAUAAGUAUGGCAACACAGGAGGAACUUAAACAGUACGACGUCAUCUUUUGUACAACUGCUGCUGCAUUAAGUCCAAAAUUUUUAAGAGCCACGGAUGGAAAAAUAUUUCAACUGAUCAUUGACGAGGCAGGAAUGUGUACUGAACCAGAAACUCUUGCACCAAUCAUCGCCACGAAAGCUGACCAAGUUGUCCUGAUCGGUGAUCACAAACAGCUUCAACCAAUCAUUUUUUGUCCAGAAGCAUCGGAUCUUGGUCUUUCGAAAUCGCUCUUUGAGCGAUAUGCUGACAGUGCCGUAUUUUUAGACACGCAGUACAGAAUGAACCUGAAGAUUUGCGAGUUUCCAUCGAAGCAGUUUUACAAAGGACAGCUUAAAACUGGUCCAGUCGGGAAGUGGACGGUUAAAAAACCGUUGCAAAUUUGGCAACGUCCUGAUGUCCCCCUCCUGUUUUGCCAUAUAGAGGGAGAAGAGGAAUGUCUGCCAGUCACCACGGAGGAAGGAAAUCAACAGUCACGGAGCAACCGUGCAGAAGUCGAUCAUGUAGUGAAAGUGUACGAGUAUUUAAUGUCUCACGACAAAAUGGAUAAAGACGAUGUUAAAGUCAUGUCUCAGUAUAACGCCCAGUGUUUUGCAAUAAGGGAUGCUCUGAAGAAGAAAAGAUUUAUCAAUUCCAAGGUCACUACAGCGGUGUCCAGUCAAGGUGGAGAAUGGGACUACGUUAUUUUUAGCGCUGUAAGAUCACUUCCGAAGUUUAGGAUCGAAUCAAACCGCAACAAAGGCUGGUGCAAGAAAAAUCUAGGAUUUAUUACAGACGCACAUCAGAUUAAUGUUGUUUUGACUCGAGCAAGGAAGGGAAUAAUUAUCAUCGGAAAUAAAAACUUACUACAAUGCGACGAAAAUUGGGAAGCACUCAUAAAACACUACACCAGACUGGAUUGUGUGGUUAACGCCGAAGAUCAAAACCUCACCCCACUCAAACGACCAGGGAGAAGACACUGAAAGAACAACGCUAGCAUAUAGACUGUACUUAUACAAAACAGAAGACAUUGCCUGAAGAAAUGAUUCAUUAGCUAUUGCCUUCCUGUGUCAAUUGGGUUACGUUAAAAAAAAGUUGACCCUACAGAAUUAGUACUCUAGAUUUAUAAAAUAUGUAAUAUAUUAUGUAAAUAUUGACAAAUUCCUUAGAAUAAGUUUUACUAGAACACAUUAUAUAACGAAACUUGUGUUUUCAUAGAUUUUUACAAUUUUAAUGUACACAUCCAUUUAUUGUGAUUAUACUUGUGUAUGUGAUAAGUUGUUUGUUUCGUUGUUUUAAAUAUUGAUCACGUUUGUUUUAAUUCUUUUACCGUUUGUUACAGCUACUGUAAAACUGGCACUUGCACCAUUCUCUAAAUGGACAUAUUUUAGAAUGAGUAAAAUAUUUAUUUAGAUAUCUAACUCUAUAUGUAUUUGUUUCUAUAAUAAUAGAAAAAUGUUACUGUGGUUUCAUCAAUAUCCGUUGAAUACCAAUUUUCGUUGAUUUCGUUAUUAAGUUGAUCCACAAAAUUAAGUGUUGAUUGAAGAGCAAUUUCUAUUGACAUUUUGUAUUGAUAGGGUCAUUGGCCACGAAUUUACGUAUCCUUGAAACUGUGAUUUUCAUUUUAUCCACGAAAAUUGAUACCCUUGAAUAUUAACGAAACCACAGUAUUACAUGUCCAUAUCUUGAAUAAUUGAUGCACGUCAUGUUUGGAUUUUAAAACAUGUCUUAUCUUAAUUAUAUCACCGUUAUAUCGAUGUUACAGAUGUGAUAUGUUGCAAUUUUUUCAAGAAAUGUUAAUGGUUUCAUUACAAUACCAUCAUGAUGAUAUUCUUAUGUAACUGUUUAUUGACCUAUUUGACGCAAAUGGUUAUCCUUUUAUCAUUGUUUACGUUUGUUUUUUAAUAUCGUAAUUCAUUGGCAUAUAUAUUUGCAAUAUCUUUGUUGAUUUUUGUACUUAAAUUAAUGUUAGUACUCUAGUAGUCAUGAAUGUUUCGUAAUCUACAAAAUGGAUGCUUUCAAACUAAUGAUGUCUUUUACUAGAGCAAGAAAGGGGAUAAUCCUCAUCGGUAAGGGAAAAAAGGAGGCAUUCAUUUUAAAAAAACGAAGCUAUCUACAAUGCGAAAAACCUUUGGAAGCACUCAUAGAGAAAUACACCAGACUGGGCUAUAUGAUUGUCGCCGACACUCAAAACCACACCCCACCCAAGCCAGCCUCUUUGGUAUUGGUUCACUGACAACACAGAACAAAACUGAGCACAUGGUUUAUUGGCUAUUUCUUUCUGGUAUUUACUGUCUAUCGUUUUAAAAAUAUUUCAUAUGUACAAUAUGUAUUACAAGUAAUCUUUCAUGAACAAGUUGAUCAUAUAUCUAAACAAGUAUUUUAUUGUUAAACUUGUUUUGUUAUUUUUUUUACAAUAACGAUAAAUACAUCCAUUUAUUGCUGCGAUACUUUUUGACUGUGAUGAAUUUUAUGUUUAAACUGUUUGAAAUUAAAGUAUUUUUACAAGUU